Molecule: messenger RNA, 6394 nt
Organism: Hylaeus volcanicus
Lineage: Eukaryota; Metazoa; Arthropoda; Insecta; Hymenoptera; Colletidae
Gene: Gp210
Product: nuclear pore membrane glycoprotein 210
Exons: 11
Coding region: 76-5781 (1901 amino acids)
Cellular component (GO): nuclear pore
Source: RefSeq, a predicted model, not a curated record
ACUUUAUCAAGUCGUCACGAUCGCGACGAUACACGUGAGAAGUUUACGGUUGGAUCGGCAGUAUUCACUAAAAUAAUGAUAUUCGCUGUACUUUUGAUUUUAUUCAGUGUGGUGUCAAAUGCUACCAUACAUAGAUUAAACGUGCCUAGAGUUUUGUUGCCGGUAUUCAAUGACUUCGCUGUAAAUUUUACACUCGAAGUUACCGAUGGUGCUUGCUAUCAAUGGUCAACGUCACGUUUGGAUAUAAUUCAGUUGAUUCCUAUAAAUGAAAAUGUUGAACGGACUUGUUCCUCUGCAAUUCUAAUUCAAACCAUAACAAGAGAAUCUACUAGAAAUACAGCGAUAGUAUUGGCAGAGGAUGUCAAUAAUGGACAAUUUUUACGAUGUGAUGUUAUUGUUGAUGCAAUUUUUUCUUUAAAUCUUGUCACAACUACGAGAGAAUUAUACAUAGAAGAAGCACCAGAAGCAUUUGAAGUACGAGCAUACGAUGAACAAGGUAAUGAAUUUACAACACUUGCGGGAGUUGAAUUUUUUUGGAGUAUAGAUAAUGCUGAUAAACGUAUGCCAGAUGGUAAAAUAUCAACUGAUGUUCUGAGAUUUAUAACUUAUCAAGAAUCACAUUAUGAAACUCCUUCGACUGUUGCUGCUUUAGAUGCAGUUGGCAAGACUGGGCAUGUUGUGCUAUUAGAAGGAAUAAAAACUGGCACAGCAAAGGUUUCUGUAAGAUUACCUUAUCCGGAAUAUAAACAUGUACCGCCAAUACAAGUAGAAUUGAUUGUAAUAGCUAAUUUAAUUAUCAUUCCAUCGGACAUAACAGUAAUGGCAUAUGAUAGGUUUAAAUAUAAAAUAAUGCAAGCUCGUCAAGGUCGCUUAGAAGAAAUAAAUUUGCCGUCCAGCCAGUAUUAUUUAGAAGCUGAAAUUCCAGACAUACUAGAAAUUGAUAAUGAUCACGACUAUGCGUAUGCCAAAUCAUUAGGACGCACUAAAGUUCUUUUGCACGACAAAAAUGUCCGUGACGAAUAUCCCGUUAUUUUGCCAUCUGCUAUGGUCAAUGUAAACGAUGUAGCUUACAUUACCCUUGCUGUUUUACCUAAUAGAAAUUGGGGUUUAAUACUUGGUCACACUCAUGAAAUUAUAGUUGAAUUAUAUGAUAACAAAGAUCAUAAAUUCUAUAUUGGAGAAGGUGUAGAAGUGUCGAUGAAGUUAGACGAACAUUAUUUUGAACCAAAAUCAGUAACACAAAAUGGUACUUACGUUGUCGGUGUGCCUAUUACAUGUGGAACAAUGACCAUUGAAGCUACUCUUUAUGGUAUAAUCGAUAAACAUGGUAAAAAGAUCCCGGUUGUAUCAAGACCUGCUACCAGAGCUGAGCUUUUGAUUCACACUCCAGUCACUAUUCAGCCUAAAGUGUUGGCUGUCCCAUGGGAUUUUAAGGCGAAAUCAAGAUAUGAUAUUGUGUUAAAAGCAAGUGGAGGAGAUGGAUCGUAUGUAUGGUUGAGUAGACAUCCAUCCAUAGUAACAGUUUCUCAAAAUGGCGGGAUAAGGAUCGUAAGUGCAGGUGCAACAGAAAUAAGUGUGGCAAUGACAAGAAAUCAGUAUAAUAAAGAUAUAGCAAGGGUAUACGUAUUACCACCUUCAAAGCUAAAAGUAGUAGAGUACAGUAUGGAGGUAUCUGUAGGAGAACCAAUUUAUCUUCACAUUGCAUUAUAUGGGAAAUUAAUCAAUGGGUCAGACUCCAAAGAGAUACCUUUCAACGAUUGUAGAGAUAUCAGUUUUGAAACAUACAUACCUGAUAGCAACUUUAUGCAAAAUGAUAGCAAGGUUGUAGAACCCAUUGGCAUUGCGUGUGCCGUUAUAACAAUUACUAGUAUGGAUAUUGGAACGUCCGAAGUAACAGUAGUAUAUAACGCUAAUGGUCAAUAUUUAACUGAUAACAUCACUGUGUCAGCUUAUGAGCCUUUAGUAGCUGUACAUCCAAGUAGCAAAGAAAGUUUGUUAGCGGUGGGAUCUUCGAGAAAAAUCGUUUUCAAAGGUGGACCCCAACCACGGUCUAGUAAAUCUCAAAGUUAUUUACAAAAUAUUCAGGUAUCCGACCCAAAAAUUGCUGAGGUAAUUGAACAUGAAGAUUUACCAAAUGAAUUAUACAAACUAUCGGUUUUCGAAGUAAUGUGUAAGGCUCUUGGGGAAGUAGUUUUAACUUACACAAUUUCAAAUGUUCCUUUACUACCAAAUUGCAAAAGUAUGUACGCAAUUGCAACGGUACGAAUUAUUUGUGGUAAACCCAGACAUAUUUAUCUGAAACCUGAAUAUAAAGAUAACAAAAAUUGUCCUAUGAGUCUUAAUACCGAGAGAGUAAUGGCACAUAGCGAUAAAGAUUUAAAACUUCUUAUUAUAGUAAAAGAUGAAGAAGGCAGAACUUUUGAUAAUAUUACGAGCUUAUACAUUGAAUGGAGCUUAAAACCCUCGUCUGUAGGUUUUGUUGCAACGUCUCCCGGAUGUAGGGAAGAAACGCUUACAGAUAUGAAUGUAGUUUUACCAAAGAAUUACUAUCAAAAUGUUAUCUUCAAAAAACAUUCUGGUGUUCUUACAUUAACAGCUACUGUUACGGGUUAUCAAAAAUACAUUCUGAGUAAAUUGAAAAUAAUACCUGAAUGGCCACCAUUUGCCAUUGAAACUGAAAGGAGAAUCUAUGAAACUCCACUUAUAGAGGCUUCCGUGCAAAUAGUUUUAGUUAAUGAUACCAGUAUUAGUCCUAAUAAAUUGAUGGUAUUAAAUGAUCCUACCGCAAAAUAUUAUUUACAAGUUAGUCAAGGUUCUGGCUAUUACGAAUUUGUGUUGAGUACGGAUGACAUUGCAGAUGUUCGGUAUAUAGAGUCAACAAAAACAAUUAGCAUAACUCCCAAAACAUCUGGAAUACUUAACUUAGCUUUGGUAGAUCUUUGUUUACCUUCAAAAUCGGCUGAAGCCGUGAUUGAAAUACAGCAGCUUGCUGUUAUAGAAAUAGAAACGGUAAAUAAAAUCGAGAAAGGGAAAUGCAUAGUGGCUGCAUUAAAACUUUACGAUACAAACGGGCAUAUAAUAAAAUUGCCAUCUUUGAACGUGUUAGAAUUUAAAGCCGAAGUCAAUAACGAAUGUAUAGAAGUUAAACAAUUACCUUCUAGCGAACAUGGCAAUCCUCCUUAUGAUCAAUUGUUGUAUAUGAUAUAUGGCAUGGCCGAAGGAGAAUCUCAAUUAACAUUCGUAAGUAAGGGAGGUGAUAAAGAAAUACAGAGUGAAUCAGCAACUAUUCAAGUCUUUCUUCCUUUAAGAGUUUUUCCAAAGAAUCUAACGAUAUUAGUAGGCACCGUCUAUCAAGUGCAAACAAUAGGAGGUCCGUCAAAUGCAGAAAUUGAAUUUUCUACGAAAAAUAAUGAUAUUCUGAAUAUCGAUCGUAGCGGUAUAUUCGAAGGAAAAUCAGUUGGACAAACAAAAAUAAUUGUUAGAGCCAUUGGUCUUAAUGCCAGAGGUAGCAAAGUCAUUUAUUCCGAAGACUAUACUGACAUACAUGUCCUGUAUCUCGAAGGCAUUAAAAUUGUUGUUCCAACGAGUAGGAUAAAAGUGGGUGCAACGUUCCCGCUUUGGGCGUUUGGUAUUCCAGAUUAUUUAACUCCACUUAUCAUAGGAUCUAUGCAAUUACCAUUAAUUUUUAUGUGGUCAUCUAGUGAUUCUAAUUUAAUUACUUUGCAUAAUAUGUACGAAGGUACUGGUAUUAAUAUCAGAUAUCAAAACGAAGUUUCAUUGAGAGCCAAAGCUAUUGGGCCUGGACUAGCAACCAUUUAUUUAAAUAUUACAAUGCCAUGUAACAUGUUAGCUGGCUUUAAAAGUGAUGUAACUUACACUACCUUUGUAAAAGUUGAAAUCUUCGAAGAAUUGCGUUUGACGCAUCCUGGAUUACCUUCCAAUGUACCAGUAAUAUUGAUGUCCCCGAAUUCUGUUUUGAAAUUGCAAACAAAUCGCGACAAACAUGGUUCUACUACUUACAAAGUAUUGUCAACUAUCCAUGGAAAUGAUUCAGAGGAUACUCAUGCUUUAACUCCAGCAUCUAAAACAGUAACUAUCGACAAAAAUGGCAUCAUAAAAGCUGGCGAAAAUCUUGGAAAAAUAGUUAUUUCUAUUACAAAUACGGAAGCAUAUAAUAUGAAACAAUCAAUUACUGUUAUUGUUGAAGUUAAACCUAUUCAUUAUAUGAUGAUAUCUUUAAAAUCGAUUUUGCGAAUUCGUAAUGGCGAAGAAUUAAACAUGUUACCAAAGGGUAUGGAAUUGGACUAUGCUCUUGAAUAUUACGAUAAUGUUGGAACAAAAUUUCAUGCUGCUGAAAUUAAUGCUAACACUAUGUUGAAUCGCGCUGACCUAGCAUCAUUUACGAUAAGUGCUGAAAAUGCAGUCACUGCAAAAUUCAUUGAAAAUGGAGAUCUCGUUGUAAAGGCAUACAAUGAAAGGUAUCCUAACGGAAUGUUUGAUUACGUGCACAUGAUGAUCGGUGACAUUGUUUUCCCGACAAAGACAACAUUGACAGUGGGGGAUAUAGUAUGUUUCUCGAUGCCGCUUCUUGCUUCUGAUGGCGAUCCAGGCUAUUGGCAAUCUUCAGCUCCAGAAGUAUUAACAGUAGAUCCUAUUACAGGAAUAGGACGAGCAAAAAAUGUAGGAUAUGCAAUUGUGAAACACAGCCUCGCAACUCAUAUGCAGGGUGAAAUAGAAGUCAAUAUACAACCUAUUGCAAAGAUAUCAAUUGUUCCACUGAGGGGUCGAAAUAUUACUGGAACUGAAACGUUCAGCAUUCCGCUUGUACUGAAGAGUAAAGACGAGCAAGUUAAAGAAAACAAUGUACUAUCUAGAGGUUUAGGUGGUUGUAGGACAUUUACAUCAUUCACUUUAAAUUCAUUUCCCUACACGUGUAAUAUACAGUUUGUUUCAUCUACCGCGUCAGUUGGAGUAAAAGACUUGUUUCUUGUUAAGCCACGAUUUGAUAUUACAACAGGCUUUUAUUAUUGUGAUGUAAUACCUAUGGGUUCUCCGAAUAUAGUUUCCAGUACGUUAGAGAGUCGUAUGCAAAUAAAUGCGCAAAACCGAGACAUUGAAGCCGUACCUUUAGAAAUAACGUAUCUUCCACCUGUCUAUAUUGAUGCUAAAGAAAUUGUCUUUUUUAAUACUCAUUCUCAAGUCGUACCAACUGCAACACUUGAGAUAUAUGGUCUGCCAUCCGUAUUAGAUCAUCUUACAAUCGAUGUACCGGAUGGAAUAACUAUAAGUGCCCGACAAUAUAUUUCAAAAUCUACAAUGCAGUACAAAUUACGUUUGAUAAAUAAUCAGGAGGAUAUUCAAGGUCAAAAGGUUAUCGUUGCAAACGAUAUUACAAAGCAAAAUAUAUCUCUUUUCGUGCGCAUAACAAAAUAUGAAAAUUUCAUACCACUAUCUGGAAUUCAUUGGGUGGAUUACAUGUAUUUCCACCGUUACACGUUUGGAACACUUGCUGUUCUUGUAAUUACAUGCUUUUACGUAUGGAAGAACAAAGUGGCAAAUAUCGAUUUAAAUGUUAAAAAUAGGACCGUCUUUGCUGAUAAAUGUCCACCGCAGUUAAAAAAGACUAGUACUCCAUGUUCAACUACCCUAAACAGUACAAAUAUGUCUACACCUCGGAGUCCCGUUACACCGAUAAGACCAUUCUCGGCAUUCGACCCUGUUUACGGCGAUCCUCGUGGUUUUUUCUCAGCAAGCAAGCGAAACAGAUCACUGAAUACCUAAUAAAUACGAUAAUAAAAAAGAAAGACGCAUUCAAUAUAAAAAUACACUGUACUUAUUACGAAGCUAUGACGUAUUAACUAGAUUUGUUUGUAAACAAAUAUUCGAUUGUCAGAAACUGGUGCCUUACUGCCAUAAACUCAUUUUUAUUAGGAGAUUAAUUAGUCUUAGAAGCUAAGGAUUUUUAUGUUUUUAUAUCGACGAUAUGAAUCAAUAUUAAUUUACGAACAUACCACGUUAUGUAUAUUUUGUAAUAUAAAAUUUUAGGUUAUAUCAUUUCAUAAUCGAUAGAAAAAUCCAUGUAGAAGUUUCAUACAGUUGAUUAUAUUUAUUUUAUAAAUUUGAGGUAUAUGGUUCCUAGUCAUAUAGCUGAUAAUUUACGUAAUUAAAGUGAUAUUUAAUUACUCGGUAUACUAUGCAAGGUUUAUCUAAUUUGUCUCGACAAUGAAAUAAUUUUUAAUAUAUUUUGUGACACUCGUUGAUGCCAUACACAUGUAUCAUUUCCAUUAACUUACUAAGGAAGAAAUAGUUAAUAUUGUUUAAGUAUAAGAUUACAUAGACAGCAACAUGUAUUAUAACUGUAAAAAAUAAAGCGAGUUUUAAUAUUUUUUUGUAA